Marmota flaviventris (yellow-bellied marmot) is the source of this 690-nucleotide messenger RNA. Lineage: Eukaryota; Metazoa; Chordata; Mammalia; Rodentia; Sciuridae. The record is from RefSeq and is a predicted model, not a curated record.
UCCCGAAUGGCUGCGACACUGAUCCUGGAGCCCGCGGGCGGCUGCCACUGGGACGAGCCGGUGCACAUCGCGGUGCGCGGCCUGGCCCCCGAACAGCCGGUCACGCUGCGCGCGUCCCUGCGCGACGAGAAGGGCGCGCUCUUCCAGGCCCACGCGCGCUACCGCGCGGACGCGGACGGCGAGCUGGACCUGGCGCGCGCGCCCGCGCUGGGCGGCAGCUUCGCGGGCCUGGAGCCCAUGGGGCUGAUCUGGGCCAUGGAGCCUGAUAAGCCGUUUUGGCGCCUGGUGAAGCGGGACGUGCAGACGCCCUUUGUGGUGGAGCUGGAGGUGUUGGACGGCCACGAGCCCGACGCCGGGCAGCAGCUGGCCCGAGCGCUGCACGAGCGCCACUUCAUGCCGCCCGGGGUGCGGCGGGUGCCGGUGCGCGAGGGCAAAGUGCGGGCCACGCUCUUCCUACCUCCAGAACCUGGGCUCUAUCCUGGGAUUGUGGACCUGUUUGGACUUGGAGGUGGCCUUCUGGAAUACCGAGCUAGUCUGCUGGCUGGCAAGGGUUUUGCUGUAAUGGCUCUGGCUUAUUAUGGCUAUGAUGACCUUCCCCGGAGCCUAGAGACUGUGCACCUGGAGUACUUUGAGGAAGCUGUGAACUACCUGCUCCAUCACCCUGAGGUAAAGGGUCCAGGGAUUGGGCUG